CUCUCCUCGACAUAAAUACAAGUUUUGUAUAUUAAUUGUGAAUUAGAAUUAAAUACUAAAUGUUUUGCACGUCUCGUAAAAUAUUAAACUUCUUUUAAAUACUUAUUCAAAAAGUUUUGUUUGAAAAAGAAGUCAUUUUCAGUAUUAAAGUCGAUCUAAUAUUUCAUUACUGAUGAAGACAUUACCAUUAGAUGUGAUUAUCCUAUUGUCGGUUUUAAUAAUAAAUUGCUUUAUAAAAGACGUUAAGACACAAGAAGUAACGCAACGGUGUCUUCAAUGUAUUUGUAAGGCCAGCUCUGGUUGUAAACUGAACACAAAGUGCCACAAUUCCGGUACCAAUGCCUACUUCUGCGGUCCGUAUCAGAUCUCGUGGGCGUAUUGGUCGGACGCGGGAAAGCCAGGAAACACCGGCCGUUCCGAUGAUUUCGAGCACUGUUUGAAUGACAAAAACUGUGCGGAAGUGACGGUCAGGGGGUAUAUGAGUAAAUGGGCCACAGAUUGCAAUAACGACGGUGUCGUCGAUUGCCUCGACUUCGCUGCUAUACAUAAGGCCGGCGCGAGUUCUUGCAAUCAACAAUGGCUUUACAACAGUCAGUACUGGAAUGUCUUCCGUCAGUGUCAGCUCAGCUCCGGUGACGCGUCCCCAUCACAGCCAGCCCUCGACGAUAAGCCAUGGCAGCCAUCCUCUCAACCGCAAACACCUAAACCACAACCGCAGCCCCAUUUGCCCGACUCUUCUUGGAAUCGACCUCAAUCUCAACCACAGCCUCAGCCAUACCCUAAUGACCCCUACAACCAACCGCCGCCUCCGCCCUCCCCUCCCAACGACCCCUGGAAUAAACCGCAGCCGACCUCUGAUGAUGGAGUCAUACAAGUGUUUCCGGGAAAUCCAACUAACCCUCAGCCACAGCCCGACGAACCUUGGAAUCGGCCGCAAUCGCAACCAAAACCACCCGCACCUCGACCUGUGCUAAGACCCCAACCGUAUCCCAGUGUUGCCGACACACCUCAACCCCAACCCAAACCCGACGAUUCGUGGGAUCCAAUCCCACCGCAACCCAUAAACAAUGACAAUUACAACGAACCACAACCCGACCCAUGGAAUCAGCCUCAGCCACCGGCCCAACCAAAUCCCGAUCCUUAUUCUAAUGAUCCCUAUAAUAACCCGUCCCAACCCGUGACCGAAGAUCCGUGGGAUGAAGUAUCGCGAGCUGUCGAUCGAGAAGUGGCUCAACCGUCGCCUAAACCGCAAUCACAACCACAACCGACUGAUCCCUGGAAUAUAUUCAACGGUCAAUCGCCACCCCGUGUUCCCGGAAGGGCUCCCACACAACCCAUCAGUUGGUCCACACCAACGGGCCCUCAACCCAGCGCUGCAAAUCCUUAUGACACCCAUAAUAGCCCAGGAGUUCCGUCCAGUCAACCAAAACCACCGCCGUCGCCGUCUCUGAUAGAAGUGCCAAACAAUGCAUCCGUUGGUGACAAUUGUUUUGACUGUAUUUGUCAGGCGAGCAGUGAUUGCGAUCUUAACAAACAGUGCGAAGGUUCGUAUUGCGGGCCAUACCUAAUCAGUUGGGCCUAUUGGUCGGACGGCGGUCAACCCGGAGGUGAUUACGCGACCUGUGCUAAUGACAAGGCAUGUGCUGAGCGCACAGUUCAGGGAUAUAUGAAUAAAUGGCAGAGAGAUUGCAAUGGAGACGGUGUCGUCGAUUGUGCCGACUUUGCGGCGAUUCAUAAAUUAGGUCCGCAUUCAUGCAAUUCGGAGUCACUUCGAGGCACCGAUUACUGGACGUCAUACCAGUCCUGUCAAAGCCCGGCGAUUGAGGCGCGAAGACUCGAGCCCAACCCUAAAAGGGAUUCAAUAACCGGCCGAAGUGUCCCACAGUCUCAGCCGAACGCAAACGUAUUCCUCGAGUACCCGAACCAUAACACAAAACCUAUUGAGUUGAGAGCCGGUAAUCCUGUGACCAGAGAUGCGCCCAAUUAUUACGCAAGAGAUGCACGGAUAGAGUUUCCCAGAGAUGACUCUCCCAAUCGAUUCGAAGCCACGACAGGACCCGUCUCUCCACCGAUCGCUGCCGACAACAGAUCCAACGAAAGAGCGUUUGAAGCUCUGGGACUACAGCGCGAGUGUUUAGACUGUAUUUGUCACGCGAGCAGCGUAAAAGUAAAACUCCAGAUAUGGGAUACGGCUGGUCAGGAGCGUUUCCGUAGUAUUACACAGAGCUAUUAUCGGUCGGCCCACUGUCUGAUGUUGGUCUACGAUAUCAGUUCCCAACCAUCGUUUGAUUCGCUACACCAAUGGUGUCGAGAUAUGGAACAGUACGCCGGGGAUUAUAAAUUGAGUUUUGGAGCCGGCGCGAGUUCUUGCAAUCAACAAUGGCUUUACAACAGUCAGUACUGGAAUGUCUUCCGUCAGUGUCAGCUCAGCUCCGGUGACGCGUCCCCAUCACAGCCAUCACAGCCAGCCCUCGACGAUAAGCCAUGGCAGCCAUCCUCUCAACCGCAAACACCUAAACUACAACCGCAGCCCUAUUUGCCCGACUCUUCGUGGAAUCGACCUCAAUCUCAACCACAGCCUCAGCCAUACCCUAAUGACCCCUACAACCAACCGCCACCUCCGCCCUCCCCUCCCAACGACCCCUGGAAUAAACCGCAGCCGACCUCUGAUGAUGGAGUCAUACAAGUGUUUCCGGGAAAUCCAACUAACCCUCAGCCACAGCCCGACGAACCCUGGAAUCGGCCGCAAUCGCAACCAAAACCACCCGCACCUCGACCUGUGCUAAGACCCCAACCAUAUCCCAGUGUUGUCGACACACCUCAACCCCAACCCAAACCCGAUGAUUCGUGGGAUCCAAUCCCACCGCAACCCAUAAACAAUGACAAUUACAACGAACCACAACCCGACCCAUGGAAUCAACCUCAGCCACCGGCCCAACCAAAUCCCGAUCCCUAUCCUAAUGAUCCCUAUAAUAACCCGUCCCAACCCGUGACCGAAGAUCCGUGGGAUGAAGUAUCGCGAGCUGUCGAUCGAGAAGUGGCUCAACCUUCGCCUAAACCACAAUCACAACCGACUGAUCCCUGGAAUAUAUUCAACGGCCAAUCGCCACCCCGUGUUCCCGGAAGGGCUCCCACACAACCCAUCAGUUGGUCCACACCAACGGGCCCUCAACCCAGCGCUGGAAAUCCUUAUGACACCCAUAAUAGCCCAGGAGUUCCGUCCAAUCAACCAAAACCACCGCCGUCGCCGUCUCUGAUAGAAGUGCCAAACAAUGCAUCCGUUGGUGACAAUUGUUUGGAUUGUAUUUGUCAGGCGAGCAGUGAUUGCGAUCUUAACAAACAGUGCGAAGGUUCGUAUUGCGGGCCAUACCUAAUCAGUUGGGCCUAUUGGUCGGACGGCGGUCAACCCGGGGGUGAUUACGCGACCUGUGCUAAUGAUAAGGCAUGUGCUGAGCGCACAGUUCAGGGAUAUAUGAAUAAAUGGCAGAGAGAUUGCGAUGGAGACGGUGUCGUCGAUUGUGCCGACUUUGCGGCGAUUCAUAAAUUAGGGCCGCAUUCAUGCAAUUCGGAGUCACUUCGAGGCACCGAUUACUGGACGUCAUACCAGUCCUGUCAAAGUCCGGCGAUUGAGGCGCGAAGACUCGAGCCCAACCCUAAAAGGGAUUCAAUAACCGGCCGAAGUGUCCCACAGUCUCAGCCGAACGCAAACGUAUUCCUCGAGUACCCGAAUCAUAACGCAAAACCUAUUGAGUUGAGAGCCGGUAAUCCUGUGACUAGAGAUGCGCCCAAUUAUUACACAAGAGAUGCUCGGGUAGUGUUUCCCAGGGAUGACUCUUCCAAUCGAUACGAAGCCACGACAGGACCCGUCUCUUCGCCGAUCGCUGCCGACAACAGAUCCAACGAAAGAGCGUUUGAAGCUCUGGGACUACAGCGCGAGUGUUUAGACUGUAUUUGU
Messenger RNA from Medioppia subpectinata, 3955 nucleotides. Lineage: Eukaryota; Metazoa; Arthropoda; Arachnida; Sarcoptiformes; Oppiidae. The record is from the annotation of a GenBank genome assembly.